Tetrahymena thermophila SB210 is the source of this 5139-nucleotide messenger RNA. RefSeq lists its product as hypothetical. The transcript has 12 exons. Gene Ontology annotation, biological process: microtubule-based movement. Lineage: Eukaryota; Ciliophora; Oligohymenophorea; Hymenostomatida; Tetrahymenidae. The record is from RefSeq and is a predicted model, not a curated record. Gene Ontology annotation, molecular function: dynein intermediate chain binding; dynein light intermediate chain binding; minus-end-directed microtubule motor activity. Gene Ontology annotation, cellular component: dynein complex.
AUGGAAGUAGACUAUAAAAACUUAAUAUCAGUGAAAAAUCCAUGUAAAUAUUUUGGCUAAUUAGGUUAUAAUACAAAAUAAUUUUUAGAAUAUUUAAGGAGACCAGUAAAAUUACCUUAAGUCUUCAUUAAGACCUUUUAAAAGUCUAAUUCUCCUGACAAUCCUCUAAGCAAAAACUCAAUAUUGAAUAGAAGCUUAGAGUCAGCAAGAAAAUAGCUUGAAGAACAAUAAAGUAGCAGUAUUUAAAACAAAUUUAUUAUAAGAAAAUCUUCUUCGAAAAGCCCUUAGAGAUUAAAUCCUAAUGAGAAAAAUAAUGUUAAGUUAAAUAAAGCUAUUCAUUAAAUGAGUCCUACUUAUAAUAAUCUAAACAGUAGCUUUGAAAUUGAUAAGUAAUAAGAAAAUAGUUACAUUUACUAUAAUUAAGCAAACUAAGUACUAUAAUCUGAAUAAUUAAGGAGAGAAAUUUAUCCUAUUCGCACUAUACCUUAUUUGCCUAAAUAAGCUAUAUUAAAAAGUCCUCCCAAAUAUAAAAUAAAAUAGGCUGAUAUACAAACUAAAGAAGAUAGCUUCUUUGAUAAUAUUUAAAUGGGUAUGGAUACACUGUAAGAGUAAUCUUCGUAAAAAGAAGAUACAAGCUAGGAAGAAGAUUCUUAAAUAUUUAUAACAAACAAUUAGAAUAGUUAUAGCAAUGUUUCAUCAGUAAAAUCCUCUUUUGAUUAAAAUAAAAAUUAAAUGGGCUCAACAAAAAAAGAAUAAAAAAUUCAUAAAGAGGUUAGCUUAAAUACCUAUUAAUAGAGCUUAAAAAAAUAAACCAGCAUUUUAAUAUCAAAUAAAUCAAUUUUAGAUUCUGAGAUAUAGAUUAAACAAUAAAGUGAUAUAAGUUCUUCAGAGAUUGAUUCAAAGCAUCUCUUGUACUUACCAAAGUAAGAAAAAGAAGUAGUAUAGAAGAAAAAUUAAUUACAAUAAAUAUAACCUACACAAAACGAAACUUCAAGUGAAAAAAUCGAAUAUAUUUCAAGUCACUUCUCUUAGUAUUCUCCUAAAAAUUAAAAAUUUUAGAAUAAAGUAGAUACUCAAGGAUUCAGUUCUUUUUAUGAUAAAUAAGUUAAUUAAAGAUAUUCUAUAGAAAAAACUAGUGACUCAGUAAUACAAUCGCAAAAUUAAAUAGCAAAUUAAAACCAAAGGAAAUAAAAAACUUUGAAAUAAUUUUUUCAAGGUGUUCUUAAAAUGAUAGGUCCUAUUAUUGCAUUUAGAAAGCAGUCUAUUAAGAGAGAAAGGGCAAGAACAAUGCCUAAGAAGAAAACAAUAUUUAAUAAAGAUAAUUAGAGGCAUUCUAACUUAGGAAUUCUUACUUCAGAAUUUAUAAAAUCAAACAGCUUAGUUAAUUCAAAUGAUGAGUUAGAGUUAUUUGAUAAUAUUAAGUAAGAUAAGACUCUAAUUAAUAUAGAUCUGAAUAAAAAGAAUCCUAAUUAAAAGAGGUACAGUAACAUGUAUACUUAUUAGUCUCUCUUAGAAAUUAAAAUUUAAAAUAUGAACUUGAAUAAGCAGCUCCUAUUUAAUAAAAUUGAAACUUUUGAUGAGGAGGCAGCCAAUAAAUUAGUAUAAGAUGGGCUGAAUAUAAAAAAUAUAGAGUUAGAAGCAAAUAUAGUAGAAAAUGAUUUAACUCCUGAAGCUUGGAUAAAAAAGAUAUAAAACAUGAAUCUACCUUACCAGGCUCGGUGCUUAUUUUAUAAAGAUAAGAAAUAUGUUUGGGAAAAAGUAAAUAUCUUAGAGUAUUCAGAAGAGAAAAUGAAGUACCUUGUUGAGUUCAUUGAGGGAGGUUAAAAAAAAUUUGUAAACAGAAAUGUAAUCGCAUUUAGAUUUGAAAAAAUGGAGAAUAUAAUUUCAAGGAUAGAAACGAUAAUUAGUAAAAGUAAACUUGUUUAAGAUGAGAAAAAAUUUUAGAUUUUUGUUAGUAAGGUUGAUGAUUCUUUAGUGGAAAAUAUGCAGUCAGAAUAAAAAUAAAGAAUUUUUAAUUUAUGUCUUAGAUAAGACUACUUGAAGAAUGUAAAAAAGAAAAUUUUAAGUGAAGCAAUUCUCCAUCAAAUGUCUUAAGAAGUUGACAAAUUAUAUAAGCAUAAAAUGAAAGAGAUUUUGGUCAUUUAUUAAAUGUAAAAGCCAGAAUUUCAAGAAUACUUUUAUAAAGAAGCAGACCUUGAACCAAGGUUAUUAUAUGCUCCAAGCUUUCCUUUUAUGACAAGCAUUUAUAGAAGUGAAAAUUUUGCUUAAAUAACAAAGUACUUCCUCUUGAAAAGAAAUGUUUUUUUAAAAAAUGAGUGCUAAAAAUCUCUAAGCUAAGUACAAAAUAUCAACAUUUAGUUUGGGAUGAAACCAGCUUUCGAUAUUUAAAUUGAAACAAUAAAGCCACCAAAAAAUAUAGAUCAGUUAAUAAAAAUUUAAAAAGAAAGCAUUGAUAACAUGAGAAUACGUCUAAUUACUAAUUACAGAGAAAAUAUGAUUCAUGAAAUUUUUGAUAAACUCUAAAAGUUCUAUAAAUUUUUUGAAACUGAUAUUGAUAAGUAUAGAAAUUCACUGCUUUUUAGAUUCCUAAAAAGAGUGGAAUUCUAGAUAGUAGAAUCCUUAGGUGAAAAUGUUUUCAAACACAAUUGUUUUAUUUGGUUGAAAUUUCUUCAAUCAUUCACCUAUCCUGAAAUAAAGUUGCUUUCCUAAGAGAAUAACAAAAUUAAAAAUAGUACUCUCACAUAAGAAGAAAUAGAUUUUCAAGUAAAACAAAUUAAACUUAGUGAAGUAUGGGUUUGCAAUAAUAAAUAGCUACUAAACUUGAGAGUAGUUUGCACUGAUUAGGGUAAAAUAGCUUUCUAACCUGCCUUUGAAGAAAUAUUUUAGCAGCUUUGCUAACCCAUUCACAUGUUAAAUGAAAUGGUAAACAGUUUCUAAAAAUUAGAAAAAACAGUGGUACCUUUGCUGGAUUUUGAUCUUCCUGAAACAUACAAGAUAGACCAUGGUCCUUAUGUUAAUACAGUUAAAGAUUUCAUUUUUUCAUUUAUAUAGGCUUAAUGGGAUACAUAUUUAACUCCUAUUGUAGAAAAAUAUAGCUAAUUUAGCCACUUUUUCUUGGAAGAAUCAACACAAGUCUUUUAAAUUUUUAAGGAAGGAAGUGAAAUGAAUUAAAAUUUUAGCAUCAGUGUUUUCCUAUUAGAUGCUUAACUCUAUUCUUAAUCAAAUAAAUAAAAAGUUUCACAAAAUCAGCCAUAGUAAAACCAAUCAAAUAAAUCUUGGAUUACUUCUUAAGUUUAAAAUGUAUAAAAUUAACAAAAUGCUAACUAUAUAAGCAAUAAUUUUGGUGCUUAAUCAAAUAACUUAAAUGUGACAAAUAAUUUUGUAUAAAAAUCAAAUUAAAAGAUUUUUGAAAAAGGCUUAGCUAAUAUUUUGUUGGAUAUGACUAUUGUCAGAGAAAGCGGUAAUAUAUAUUCUCUAAAUUAAUUGAAAGAUACUAAUAGAAUAAGAGAAAUUCUAAGAAAACUGCAUGAAGAUAUCUAAAAAGCUAAAAUGUUAGAAUGUGAUAUUGUAAAAACACCUCUAUUUUUCAUAAAUGUGUAACCAUGUAAGAAAAAUACAGUUUUUUUUGGGAUGAAUGCUAAAACUACCAUACUGAAAUCGAUUGCUUUUAUCAUUUAGUAAAAUAUUGGAACUCUUCAAGAAAGCUUUGAGCAUUUUAAACUUAAAAUUUCUAAGUAUCCAACUAAUGAAGAAGAGCUUGUAUAAAGCAAAAUUAUCAUUUCAGGUUGUGAAAGUGAUAUUGAAAAUUUUUAAACAGAGAUUAAAAAUAUAGGAUAGUAUAUUGAUUUAAUAGAAGAAUUUUACUUUUAAAUGAACCCAACUACAUGGGAGGCUUAUUGGAUGCUUUAUACAUGUCCUUAGUUAGUAAGAGAAAAAUUAUAAUAAUCUAAAUAAGUAAUUGCUUAGCAAGAAAAGAAAUUUAUUGAUUCUCUUGAUAAAGAGAGAUAAUUGCUCCAACUAAAAAUAGAAAACAUUUUUCAGGAUUUCUAAACUGUAAAAAAUUUUAAUAAUUAUCAGCUAGCUAAAGAUUAUUGCAUGGAAGCCUAAUCAUUAAAUGAAUAAAUUAAUGAUGCUAUAUAUUAAGGAUAGUAGAUAAAUAAGAGAGAACAGCUUCUAUAACUUUAAUUAACAAAAUAUGUUCUGCUUGAGUAAAUUAAGCAACAAUCUAUUUACUUUAUAAAAUUAUGGGAGCUGGCAUUUUAGCUUUAAAUUGACAGACAUAAGUGGAUGCUUGGUUCUUUGAUGAAAAUUUCAUUUGAAUAAUUUAAGUAAAAGAUACUAGAGUAUGAUCAUAAUAAAGAAGAAAUAAAGGUAAAAAUACAAGAGUUGGUGGAGGACAAAAGCAUUAUUAAAGUAAUUUAAGAAAUCUAAAAAGACAUAGACUAAUCAAGAGAAAUAUCAUGGAUGAUAGAGUAUUUGACUACAGAAGCUAUGAUCAAAAAACCUCAAUUCUUUAAAGAUUUGUUUAGAGAAUGUAAUUUACCAAUGAUAGAACCAAAUGAAGAUAUGAGCUUAAAAGCAUUAAUAGAUGUAGAUUUAAUUCAUUUUAGAGACUAAAUUCGUGAAUGUAGUGAAAGGGCAGAUAAUGUCUUCAAUACAGAAAAAUAACUAUAACAAAUACAAGACAGAUUAAAAGAAACUCUUCUCGAACUCAUAGAAUAUAGGGAAACAUUUAUCAUUAGCAAUUUGUCUAACUUAUAAAAAAUUAUUGUAGAACAAAACAAUUCAAUUCAAGAAAUUAAAAAUUCGGAAAGAGAAAAGUUAGCUCCAAAAUAUACCUAAGAGAUAGAUUAAAAAGUGCAAUCUGUGAGUUUUAAUAUAGGAAAAAUUUAAGAAUUUUAGCAGCUUUAUGUGUAAGCAGGAAAUAUAAUAGAUACUAUUGAAUAUGAAAAAAAGACAAACUCUUUAAUGAAACCCUUUCAUUAAUCAGAAAGUUUUUGGAGAGGAGUAAUAAGAUUUGUUAGAGAAAAUAACUCUCUCUUUGAAACAGAUUUUAAUUUUGAUUAUGACAAUUAAAUUUAAAGCUUAUAAAAGUUUAUUUUACAAUUUAAAGAUGAUAAAAAGUAAACAGAUAAUUGA